AUGCCCUUUUCCUUCUCAUCAUCGAUUUCCAUCUCCUCCUCAGUCAGCCACAACGGUAAGACUGAGGAAAAGCGAUGGGCCCGCAAGCAUGAGAUCAGCCCCUCCGGCACCACUAUUCGAACUGCAUCCAUGCGGACAGGAGAACCGAUCUACGCAGAACGCCGGGACUACGACUCCUCUGGCCGUCCCAUUCCCCAGGGGCGGAUUCUUCGCAACAGCGAUUCAGGACACACGAACUUUGACAGACGUGUCGAGGACGUGUCUGAGCAAGAGGAAAGCAAGAGCUCUUGA
Messenger RNA from Colletotrichum spaethianum, 291 nucleotides. RefSeq lists its product as uncharacterized. NCBI's taxonomy places the organism in Eukaryota, Fungi, Ascomycota, Sordariomycetes, Glomerellales, Glomerellaceae. The transcript has a single exon. Bases 1 to 291 code for a protein of 96 amino acids. The record is from RefSeq and is a predicted model, not a curated record.